This is a messenger RNA of Larimichthys crocea (large yellow croaker), 1822 nucleotides long. RefSeq lists its product as uncharacterized. The transcript is spliced from 10 exons. The record is from RefSeq and is a predicted model, not a curated record. Lineage: Eukaryota; Metazoa; Chordata; Actinopteri; Sciaenidae. The coding region runs from base 156 to 1013 and encodes 285 amino acids.
CCAGUUUUCACUUUUCUGUCCCAACUUCCUUUUUUUAGAUAACAGCACUGAACAACAGGAAAUACACCCAAGAAUUUCACAUCAAUGUUCAAAGUGCUAAUACAUUUUGACAUAGCUCAACGAGGCACUACAACCUUUUCUGGGUCUCUCUCACAAUGAAGCUGCUGGGCCUCAUUGAUCUUAGUCUCAUAUUGAUCCUGGCCUCUCAUUCAAAAGGUCAAAAAUGGGAAAUUGAUGUUGAUCGACACAUUAAUGCAACAAUUGGCUCAGAAGUGAUCAUUCAGUGCAAUUUUACUAUUCCACCCAUAUACGACACUGAAAAUCUUGAAGUUUACUGGAAAAAGAUGGUGAAAAGUAACUUUGAUACCGGGGACAAGCACGACCAAAAUGCAUUUGUUUAUCACAAAAAUGAAACAUUUGUGCUGGAGGAGUACAGAGGAAAGACCAGCCUCAUUGGAGACAUAAAGAAAAGAAACUGCACCCUCAAGAUCAGAAAUAUCGAGGCUAGAGAUCAAGAUAUCUAUGUGAGAGUUAUUGCAAAGGACGCAUACAGUUUCAGAGAAUUUCCUACCACCAUUUAUGUGAAUGGUCAUAGGCCAGUCACUCCUAUACUAGAUAAUGCAAAUUCAUCAAUCAAUGAAUCAAGCACAGGAGAAAUUACUGAGAUGCCACUAACAACAACAACAACAACAACAACAAUAUAUAUAGCCAUCUUUGUACCAGUUGCUGCACUUCUGUUAAUUAUUUUGAUCACUGGAAUUAUCUUUUGGAGAAAACGCAGGUCAAAGCCUAUUGCCAGGCAGGACUCUGGAUAUUAUGCAAAUUUUAGAAGAGCAUCAUCAAACCAAGCCAAAAGAGACGAAUCUUGCAAAAAACAAGACACCCAAAAACUUCCUGAAUCAAAGAACAUCGAUGAACCUGUUUACAUCAACUUCGAGGUCCCUCUAGGUCAGAUGCAUCAAAACAACGAUCAAACAGACAGUGUGUAUGCAAAUGUAGAUUAUUCACAAUAACUGUAUCCCAAGUCAAAUCUAUUUAUUAUUUUUGUAUCCUGCAUUGUAUUGUGCACAUGUUUAUGCACAUAUUUGUGCCAUGGUGUGGUGGAUGCAUGGCAACAGGAUGAUCGUGUGAAAGAAAGGAUUCACAGCUUGUCAUUGCAAAAUGCAGCAGAGUGACAAUUUCUUUAUUUACUGGCUCAUUGCUGGAUAAAUUGUGAGAUCUCAGUCAGUCAAACUUGGGUAUUUAUUUAUUUUUGUUAUCAGCAUGUUGCAUUUUCAUUUUAAACACUGUACAGAUCGUUUUAUUUCUAAAGCAGCUUGCACAUUUAUGUUUUUAUUGGUUGCUGUAAUUAUUUCUUAGCCAUGUAAAGAUCUCUUUUAACUGUAUAGUAAGGUGACAUAGACCUUAAAAGUAUUGCCUUACAUGAUGAUAUAGAAUCCUCUAACUGCUUUGAAUGGUUGUUUUUUUAUUGUCUCUUAGACCUGUAAGUCUGUCAAAGCUAGCGGUGUAUUGCACCACUGGGUGAUGCACAUUUAGCAAACUGUUUGUGAUAUCUCACAGAUAGACUUCUGUUUUCUGUCAACCACAUUGAUGAUAUCAUGUAAACUGAUCAAUAGGCUGAGAAGGCUAGAGUCACAGGCUGUAUAACUUGACAUUUUGUAUUUAGUGAAAUAAUGCCUCAUGGUUUCUUCUAGUGUUUCUCAAUGUGUUGUGCCAAUUCACUUCCUGUGUUGCCUGUGCUCGGGAUGAAACUUCUGUUUUCUCAUUCAAACAUUUAUACUCAUUUAACAAGUGUACCAAAAAUAAAAGGUAAAAAAGUUGA